AUGCAGGCUGUGACCAGGACUUCGUUGAGUGGGCGGGGCCUAACCCCAUAACAAUAACCUUAGGGUAACACCAGCGAUUUGGGUUACAGGGCUAAGGAAGCCCUAACACCAAAAAAAAUUGAGAUUUUCCUUUUUUUGUGUUCAAUUAGGUACUUUCCUUAAGUCACUGAUUGAUCUGAUCAUUUCUGUUUGUUUGCCACAGACUGAACAAAAAAAAGUUCAUGAUAUCACACAGUUCCCUGAAAGAGACUCUGAAACAUGAGGAGCUGACUCCAAUAAACAUUCGUCAAACAUGGUUUCCGUCAGUGUAGUUCACUCUUGUUACGCUGUUUUCUGUCAAAGUUUUCAUUUUUUUAGUAGAGAUCAAAAAUUUUAUGUUGUAAAGGGGAGUAAUGUCGUAGCAGAUGAUCAUUUAAAUACUGAUAAGACUUUUCUUUAUCUCCAAAUACAAUCUUAUCCAGCAGGGGGGCGCACUCAUCUUUGUCCACCUUCUUCUUGCAGCUCCUCCAAAGAUCAUCGCUGUAAUGGUCGAGGGUACGGAGCGGUCUGGCUUCAGCACAGUGUGUCGGGUUCUGGGCUCCCCGCUGCCUGAUGUCCAGUGGUUUGGCCUGUAUGACCUUCUAGAAGGUUCUGUGUUAGGCCCGCCGGCUCAGGGCGCCCAGCCUCAUUCCUACCACACCCUCAGCCAGCUGAGGGAUGUCGAGCCAGGUCAGCAGUAUACCUGCAGUGCCUCCAACCCACUGGGUCGAGAACAGGCCACCCUGUAUGUGGCCUCACCUCCUCUGUGCUUCUCCUUUCCCUGUCUCUGGGGGCAAAGGUCAUCCUGCUUGUGGUGUGCAUGGUGGAAGUGA
Messenger RNA from Xyrichtys novacula (pearly razorfish), 851 nucleotides. The record is from the annotation of a GenBank genome assembly. NCBI's taxonomy places the organism in Eukaryota, Metazoa, Chordata, Actinopteri, Labriformes, Labridae.